AUGCCUUGCUUCCAAACGCAGGUGGCUGAGCCACCCACACCCAGCUCCGUGCUAUCAUCGGAACACGAGCAACAAGCACAGCUGAAUAAAGAGAAUGAGCCCCAAAUCGACAACGACAGCGUACUCGUUCCUGGUUUUUUCCUCAAGGAGUCCGUCGCGCAGUUGAAUGCAGGGAUUCUUCAACAAGGCCCCGCGAACGUACGGUUUUCCGUACCUCUCUCCUGGAACAACUUGGGAUAUACGGCAAACGGUAAGAAAAUUCUUCGCGGUCUCACAGGGACGGCACUACCGUCACGAUGCCUCGCCGUGAUGGGGGCGAGCGGUGCGGGUAAGACGACGUUUCUCAAUGCCAUAUCUGAUCGACUUGCGUCCUCCCGCACCCUCAAGAUUACGGGGCAACGCCAGAUGGGUGACGUGGAAUACAAACGUCGUUACCGCAGGAUGAUUGGUUUUGUGGCGCAAGAUGAUAUUCUCUUACCACGUGCAACACCAGAGGAUUCUCUCAGCUUUUCGCUUCGUGUGAGGCGUGGCACCAGUCGAAAUGAAACCAAUGCAUUGGUUGAGGAAUCUUUGAAAGAAUUACGCCUUGUUCAUUGCCGCGACACCAUUGUUGGUAUCCCUGGCCUUAUCGCUGGUCUUUCUGGUGGUGAACGCAAACGCAGCAGCAUUGGUGUAGAGCUUAUCUGCGAUCCCAAAAUUAUGUUGCUAGACGAGCCCACCUCUGGCCUGGACUCCGUGACAUCGGUGAAAAUUGCGCAUCUUUUGAAUACCAUCUCCCGAACAGGCCGCACAGUGGUUUAUACUAUUCAUCAGCCCACAGCUGAGACGUUGAUCUACUUUGAUGAUAUCAUGCUUCUUACAGGGGGUCAGUGCGCUUACCAUGGCACAAUGGCAGAAUCCAUGGCGUACUUUGAGUCUAUCGGCUACCCCUGCCCUGAGCGGUACACUCCAACCGAUUUCUACAUGACCCUGCUCCAGGAUCCAGAUACUUCAAAGAUUCUAAUUAAAAAGUGGAAAAAGCACCUAAAGCAUGGUGUGCGAACAUCACAUACAACGGCUGUUGAACUAAAUCCCAACCCUUCCGAGUCUGUCACGGUGAAGUUUAUUGAAACAUACCUUGAUCAGUUUAGAAGCACUCCGUGGAUUCAAUUUGAGGAACUUCUUCGUCGUUUUGCUGUGGGACUCUGUCGAAAUCGUGUCUACUUGUUUUCGCAGUUUGUGCAGGCCGCCUUUUUUGCGCUGAUUGUGGGUCUCAUCUUUAUUAAUAUUAAGGAUGAUAUUCCUGGUAUUCAAGACCGUGAAGGUGUUAUUUUUACGGUAGCAAUGAAUCGAGCUAUGGGGCAAACUUUUCUCAUGGUCAACUCCUUCAUGAUGGAUAAGCCCUUGUAUGUACGUGAACAAAUGGUUGGAUCAUACUCCCCAUUCAUGUAUUUUUUAACAAGAAAUUUGGUGGAGUUUCCUAUGCGUGUUUUCUUUUGUCUUCUUGAGAGCUCCAUUUUGUACUGGAUGGUGGGCUUUUAUCAUGAUGCGGGGGCCUUUUUCUACUACUUUGCUGCUCUUGCACUGCUUACAGAGGUGAGCUCAGGUCUUGGUUUUUUUCUGAGUGCCUCAUUUAACAGACUGAUCGUUGCUUCUUCUACCGUGCCCGUCAUUGUACUGCCGCUUUCCCUUGCUGGUGGGCUUUUGGCAAGCACAGAUCGGCUGCAUCCAUAUUGGUACUGGCUGGAGAAACCCUCUUUUAUCCGCCAUACGUUUAUUCUUAUUGCACGCAACGAGUUCAAGCGUAUCAACCACUUUCAGUGCGACGGUGCGGGCAAAGGUCCAAAUUUUUGCAGACAUCAACCAAAGAACGGCGAGCAAGUCUUGGAACAACUUGGGUUUAACGCGGAAGAAUUUUCAGACUGGGCUAUGUGGGUAUCGCUCAUCAUCUUGUACUUUAUCUUCCGUUUUUUUGCCGUGAUCGCCCUCUCCGUUGCUGCACGGACAAAAUUUUAG
Trypanosoma rangeli is the source of this 1995-nucleotide messenger RNA. Its product is annotated as ATP-binding cassette protein subfamily G, member 1. The record is from RefSeq and is a predicted model, not a curated record. The coding region runs from base 1 to 1995 and encodes 664 amino acids. Gene Ontology annotation, cellular component: membrane. The transcript has a single exon. NCBI's taxonomy places the organism in Eukaryota, Euglenozoa, Kinetoplastea, Trypanosomatida, Trypanosomatidae. Gene Ontology annotation, molecular function: ABC-type transporter activity; ATP binding; ATP hydrolysis activity.